This is a messenger RNA of Penicillium robsamsonii, 1971 nucleotides long. RefSeq lists its product as uncharacterized. NCBI's taxonomy places the organism in Eukaryota, Fungi, Ascomycota, Eurotiomycetes, Eurotiales, Aspergillaceae. Bases 1 to 1971 code for a protein of 656 amino acids. The transcript has 10 exons. The record is from RefSeq and is a predicted model, not a curated record.
AUGGACCCCCUUUCUGUCGCCGCUUCUUUGGCUGGUCUGAUCACCAUAUCAACCCAGAUCGUCAAUAUCAUCUACACCAUAAAAUCAAAAAACAACAAAGAGCUGCACUCGCUCUCCAGAGAGAUUCACGCUGUGAGGGGAAUCCUAUCACAGAUCCACCAAAUUGUUCAAUUCCAGUCCACCAAACUCGCUAAGAACUCAGAAUGGCUUGACGCACUCGGCGCUACUUUGGAUGACUGUGGUGAUACGUACCUACAGCUGCAGAAAUCUUUGCAAGCACUGGUGUCAAGCUCGAGACUCGAGGCGCUAAAAAAGAAAGUUAAGUGGACGUUCAAAGAGAAGGAUAUCCAGGACUCGUUGAGAAAGGUCGAGAGCUAUAAGCUUUCUCUAGACUUGUUAUUAUCUGUUCAAACGAGUACUACAACGACCAACAUUGAAGAGGUCCUGGUUCAACUCCAAAAGAAGUUACGCCUCACAUCCCCCGCUACCAUCACGACUCGGACACCCUUGUCGUGGAGAAAGAAACUAGCGGGCUUUGGGGCAGAUCAUCCACCACUGCAAACAGGCGAUCUCGAAGAGACGCAGUCAGAUGCAGAAAACUCCACAGCUGAUGUUUCAUACAUCAUUCCAGGGCCAAAUACCACUGGCUGGACUGAUCCUGGGAUUUUCGGAAUAAAGCAGGACGAAGGCAAAGAUUCCCCUGAUCUCAAUAGCCCAGGACUUGCUUGUAUCUGUGAAAUAUCUGUCGGACAGAAGAAAAUCAGCCUCCUCUGUAGCUGGGAGAGACACCCAGCGAACGAGAUGCUCACUCCUCUUCGAGCACAUAUUUUGUUUAAAGGGCCCACAGCUAGAGAGUUAUAUUUUAUGGAACUGGAAGAAUCUUUGAUGUUACAACCGAUCGAGCGCUUUGUUGUCCCAGUAGGGAAAUGCAGUCUUAUUAUUGCGCAAUGUAACAUCAAGGGUGGCGUGUGUCCCCUGAGCGAGGUUGACAAAUGUGAUGAUAAUGACGAGUUCAAUCUCGCCCUUGGAGACUUUGCAUUGAAAUCCAACGCAAACUUUCAACAGGUGCUCGUAAACUUUGACAGUGUCCAAGAUAGGGAGAAAUUCUUAGCCCACCUCUAUGGUGUCCGAUACCUUCAGCGGAUGGAUCUUGGAUUUGCCAUGUCCAACCAGUUCUAUCAUCAUUCGCCCUAUCAAAAAAGGAUUCAAAAUGUGCAAAUAGGGUACGCGGAUGGGACUGAAAAGUCAUACAUCUAUCCAUAUAUAUACCUUGAUUAUCCUAUAGAGGGUGGAUCUCUCAUGCUUGUGUGUGGGACCAAACCGAAUAAUGCGAAAGCGGUCGUAUUCAGGGAAAACAUCCUUGAACUCGAUAUCCAGAUAGUGGGAUCUGAAGUGCUUGCGUUCACAAAUCAGGAUGGUAAAGACAUACAUACCAUAUCGGCAACUCCGGGCUCUCUAAACGAGCUUCUUGGUUUGUAUCACCACCUACAAGACGUCACCAGAGAAUGGAAAUCAAUCGUAGCAAAAGGUGUGGAUAACUUCGAGACUAAAGCUGAAUGGCUGGUUGAGAAUCUUCAGUUUCUCAAGGAUUCUCUAGUCACUACCAGUUCCUUUGAUAAUGUUCUGGUGUCCGUUAAAGUAGAUUGCUUCUUAAAGCGAAUGAAGCUGGAAAUCUCGAGAAAGGAUUUACAAGAGAGAUUGGCCUCCUGUCACGUCAUGACUUCAUCUGUCCUGUUCUAUAAAGAGCACUUCAGAAAAGACUCACCGGACUUCUUUACUGAUCCCGUCAUGCAGACUGGUUUCUGGGACUUGACAAAUGGCACUGCUACGGUUGACAACUUCCAAGCAGGACAAGUAAAGAUUCACGGCGCUAAGGCAAAGAAAAUAUGUGACGAGCUGGAAGACAUUGUGGAAAAUUGCAAAAGGGAUACCGAGGAUGCACAAAAGAAAUUCUUAAAAACGCUUGCUUGA